AAUUCGUAACAUUUCUCCUUCGGUGGGUAGUACUUCUAAGGAGGGAUGUUACAUUUUCAGUACUCUUUUUUAGUGUAUGAGUAUCUCGAAAGAGGUAGCUUGACCACAUUCUUGAGUAAAGAAGCUACAGCAAGAGAAUUGGAUUGGUGUAAGAGAGUAAAUAUUUUAAAGGGUGUGGCUAACGCUUUGUCCUACAUGCACCAUGGUUGCUCCCCACCAAUAGUGCAUCGAGACAUAUCGAGCAAAAAUGUGUUGUUGGAUUCAGAAUAUGAAGCUCAUGUUUCAGACUUUGGAAUUGCUAAAUUUCUCAAGCCAGACUCAUCCAAUUGGACAACUCUUGCUGGUACAUAUGGAUAUAUUGCACCAGAAUUGGCUUACACAAUGAAGGUAACUGAGAAAUGUGAUGUAUAUAGUUUUGGAGUAUUAGCAUUAGAAGUGAUCAAGGGAAAACAUCCAAGCGAUAUCAUUCCUUCUCUAUCAUCUCUUUUCACUUGGGAGAACAUGUUGAUGAACAAUGUUUUGGACCAACGCCUUCCACUUCCACCGCCGGCUAUUCAAGAUCAACUAAUGGCAAUCGUAAAGCUAGCAAUUGAUUGCUUGGAUUCCAAUCCAGAACAUAGGCCAUCCAUGGACAUGGUUUCUCGUAUGUUUUGAACCACAACUUAUCAUUUUUUGCUACUACAUAAAAUGUCUUCUACAAUAGAACAAAUAAUUUGUGUUAUUUUCAUUUUGGUUCGUUGUAUGCAUUAGUCGAGUUUUUCCUUGUAAUUUUUAUGUAAUAGUCGAGGUUGUACAAAAAAUAAAAGUUUCAUGACUAAGAAGUGCAUGUUUAAAUUA
Mangifera indica (mango) is the source of this 837-nucleotide messenger RNA. RefSeq names its product MDIS1-interacting receptor like kinase 2-like. Gene Ontology annotation, molecular function: ATP binding; protein kinase activity. The transcript is spliced from 2 exons. Lineage: Eukaryota; Viridiplantae; Streptophyta; Magnoliopsida; Sapindales; Anacardiaceae. The record is from RefSeq and is a predicted model, not a curated record. Gene Ontology annotation, biological process: protein phosphorylation. The coding region runs from base 46 to 654 and encodes 202 amino acids.